Molecule: messenger RNA, 1114 nt
Organism: Drosophila nasuta
Lineage: Eukaryota; Metazoa; Arthropoda; Insecta; Diptera; Drosophilidae
Product: putative zinc finger protein 56
Exons: 1
Coding region: 1-600 (199 amino acids)
Biological process (GO): regulation of transcription by RNA polymerase II
Cellular component (GO): nucleus
Molecular function (GO): DNA-binding transcription factor activity, RNA polymerase II-specific
Source: RefSeq, a predicted model, not a curated record
AUGCGGACGCAGCUAUGCGGCCUUCGAUCAUCUGCGUCGCCAAAACAGACGCACACCGGGGAGCGGCCGUAUGCGUGUGAUUUGUGCGACAAGGCGUACUGUGAUUCAUCCUCAUUGCAUAAAAUCAGUCAUACGGGCGAGAAGUCGUUCACCUGUGAGAUUUGCGGCGUUGGCCUAUCCCAGAAGUCUGGCUACAAGAAGCACAUGCUUGUGCAUUCCGGCGAAAAGCCGCACAAAUGCCCGAUCUGUGGACGCGCCUUUACCUUCACCAGCAAUCUGAAGGCCCAUGUGCGAUUUCAUUCGGGCGAAAAGCCCUUCAAGUGCGACAAAUGCAUGAAGGCAUUCCCAACCAAGAAUCGCCUCAAUAGCCAUAUGCGUGUCCAUAAUAAGAAGGCGCCCGUCACUGCCACCAUCAACAGCAGCGUCGGCGGCGGCGGCGGCGACACAACCAAUAGCUCAGCACAGUCCCAAUCGCAAUUGUCGCCGUCGCAGCAACAGCAGUCGGAACGGUUAACGACGGUCGCUAGACGUCGCACGGUGAUGAGCGGAAGCACAAUGCCUGAUGUCAGUGAUCAGCAGGUGUCCACACACACACAAUAGCUCAGCACAGUCGCAAUCGCAAUUGUCGCCGUCGCAGCUACAGCAGUCGGAACGGUUAACGACGGUCGCUAGACGUCGCACGGUGAUGAGCACAAGCACAAUGCCCGAUGUCAGUGAUCAGCAGGUGUCCACACACACACACACACCCAAACACACACAUACACCGGAGUGAGUGAGUGAAUUUUCCACAAGCCGGUCGCGUUUUGAAGACGCUCCUUUUGAUCGCUCUGGAAUUCGCCAAAAUAAGUCGAAAAUCUAAAAAGUGACUACGAGUGAGCUCGAGAUGUGUUCAAUCCUUGUGUACUCACGGUCGGUCGGGGCACCUGCUGCUAGACGUCGUAGGCAGCCGCGUUACCAGGAGACGCAUUGGCAGAAUUGACGGCUGCGAGGGAAAUUGUUGUUGGUUCCAGUACAAUUGACCACAACUACUGGUAAGCAAUAGCAAUAGUACUCCCACGAUCAGCUGACGACGAGGGCUGCACUAUCACCAGCUGCUCAGCCAGACUGGGCGUUC